AAGUCAAACCCCUCCUGACAGUCACCUGACUAAAACAAAUUCAUGCCUGCAUGACUUUCUAAGAAAACUGGCCAUAAUCGGCCACGUUAAAUGCGUAAUUAGUUUAGUUAUUAGGUAAAUCGUUCAGAGUAGAUGUUGUAGCUGCUCGGGGAGAUGCUAACUUUCGUCACUGGAGACAAGUUAUGGUUAAUGCAGCUAGCUAGCUAGCUAAAUGAAUGCUCUACUGCCGUCUCUUCUGGAUUGUAACCGCUGGAGAAGACAGGAGUCAAAAUGCCUCAGUCAGCUACUGUCAUCAGUGGGAUCCAGAGGAUGGUCCUUUACGAAACCAGAGCCAGGUAUUUUUUGGUUGGAAGCAAUCAGGCCCAGACCAAACACCGAGUCCUAAAGAUUGACCGCACAGAACCCAAGGACCUGGUCAUAAUUGACGAUAAGCAUGUGUAUAACCAGCAGGAGGUGCGGGAGUUGCUGGGCCGCCUGGAUCUGGGCAACCGCACAAAGAUUGGCCAAAAGGGUUCCUCUGGCCUCUCCAGGGCUGUCUCAGCCUUUGGCAUUGUGGGAUUUGUACGUUUCCUCGAAGGGUACUAUAUUGUGUUGAUCACAAAACGCAGAAAGAUGGCUGACAUCGGUGGCCACUCCAUCUACAAGAUAGAAGACACCACCAUGAUCUACAUUCCCAACGACUCGGUCAGAGUUACACACCCCGAUGAAGCGAGAUAUGUGCGGAUAUUUCAGAAUGUGGAUCUCUCGAGCAACUUCUACUUCAGCUACAGCUAUGACCUGAGCCACUCGCUGCAGUACAACCUGACUUUGCUGCAGAGACCUUACGAACCGUGGAUGACAGCGGCUUCCACUGCUCGGGAAAAGGUCCAAACGCAGAGCAAGCAGGACAGCUUUGACAUAUUUGAGGAUGAAGGUUUGCCCACGCAAGUGGUUUAUGGCCUCCAGAACGAGCCGUACUACAAGUACGUGUGGAACGGGAAGCUCCUGGAGCGAGUCAAGGACAUAGUGCAUCAUGACUGGCUCAUGUAUAUAAUCCACGGCUUUUGUGGCCAGUCUAAGCUCCUGAUCUACGGCCGACCGGUUCACAUCACCCUCAUCGCCAGGCGCUCCAGCAAAUUUGCCGGCACCCGCUUCCUCAAAAGAGGAGCCAACUGCGAGGGAGACGUGGCUAACGAGGUAGAGACCGAACAGAUCGUCCACGAUGCCUCGGUGAUGUCCUUCACAGCAGGAAGCUACUCCUCAUACGUCCAGGUGCGCGGUUCGGUCCCGCUCUACUGGUCUCAGGACAUCUCCACCAUGAUGCCAAAGCCCCCGAUACGAUUGGACCAAGCCGACCCAUACUCCCAUAUAGCUGCCCUCCAUUUUGACCAGAUGCUGCAGCGGUUCGGCUCGCCUAUCAUCAUCCUCAACCUGGUCAAGAAACGGGAAAAAAGGAAACAUGAGAAGAUUCUGAGUGAAGAGCUGUUUCCAGCUGUGAUCAACCUCAAUCAGUUCCUCCCUCCGGAACACUGCAUCGACUACAUCGCCUGGGACAUGGCCCGAUACACCAAGAGCAAGUUGUGCAACGUCCUGGACCGCCUGAGCAUGAUUGCAGAGAACGUGGUCAAAAGGACUGGUUUCUACAUCAACCGCUCCGACUUCUACUGUCACACCAUCAGGCCAGAUGACAGAUGGGAAGCCGUAGGUGGACACGUGACAUUCAGUGGACGAGUGCAGACUGGUGUGUUGCGGACCAACUGUGUGGAUUGCCUGGACCGGACCAAUACCGCUCAGUUCAUGGUGGGGAAGUGCGCGCUGGCCUAUCAACUUUAUGCACUGGGAAUGAUUGACAAGCCCAAGCUCCAGUUUGAUACGGACUGUGUGAGGCUGUUCGAGGAGCUGUACGAGGACCACGGAGACACUUUAUCUCUGCAGUAUGGCGGAUCCCAGCUGGUCCACAGGGUCAAGACCUACCGCAAGAUCGCACCCUGGACGCAGCACUCCAAAGACAUCAUGCAGACGCUGUCACGCUACUACAGCAACGCUUUCUCAGAUGCUGACAGACAAGAUUCCAUCAACUUGUUCCUCCAAGUCUACCAGCCGUCCGAGUCCAAGCCGCACUUGUGGGAGCUGCCCACUGACUUCUAUCUGCACCAGAGGAACACCAUGGCACUGCCUCAAGACAGACGCAGCUACACCCUGUGGUGGUCAGAGGGAAUCCUGUCCUACCUCCCUGUGCCCUACGAUGAAGUCCCCUGUGACGACAACAUGAUGAAGGUCAAAGUGAAGAGAGUGAACCGCUUCGAUGAGAGCACUGACAUCUACACGGAGUUCUUCAAACCAUAUGAACUCACCUCCUUCGAUGACACGUUCUGCAUCGCCAUGACCAAUUCCGCAAGGGAAUUUAUGCCCAAGACUGUAGGAGUGGACCCAAGCCCAUUCACAGUUCGCAAACCAGAGGAAACGGGGAAAUCUGUGCUCGGCAACAAGAGCAGUAAGGAUGAGACGCUGCUCCAGAGAAAGACUGCAGCCAGCGCACCUCCGCCGCCAAGCGAGGAGGCCAUCUCCAGCACGUCCGAGGACGACUCGGAGGAUGACCGCGACGACGAGGGGUCCGUGUCCCAGCGCUCCACCCCGAUCAAACUGCUGACGGACUCCGGGGAGAGCAACCGCACUCAGGAGGAUGUCCAGCAGCAACAGACGUUUAAGGAGCCUUACGGACUCAAUCUGGCUGAGUUUCCUUCUGGAGAUGACCUGCUCAUAUACAAAAGGUUUGCUAAUUUGGGCGAGAGCCAGCACAGCGUGGAGAGAACUCAACACAUAAGCCCGGCCAACAUCAUCUCUUUGGAGCCGGUGUCCCGCUUCCCCGAGGACAGCGUCUUCGCCGUGUGUCCCCCGCAGGUCGGCAGAGACAGCCGCGACCUGUUCGAGAGCCACGUGAUGACGGGCCGCGGUCAAGUGAGGGCGCUGUGCAGGGAAGACAUGCUGAUGUACAGGGAGUACGUCAAGAACAGAUACAUGUGAAGACUACGAAGGUGUUGCAGCUUCAGUGUUUUCAUUUGUAGUUAGCUUCUUUCUACGGAUUCUUUAUAAGGAGAUGAAUAAUAUUUGGACUUUUCUGAAGGUUUUUUUCUUUUAAUUUUUAUUUUAUUUUAAAUGAAAUAAUUUGCGUUUUAAUAUUUUUUUCAUCCAGUCAUGAGUUACCAACAAUCUGCCUAUGUGGUGCUUUUUAUAUUUAUUUUUGUGCCCUUUUUUUUUCUUUUUGACUUUUUCUUUUUUUUAAAAAUGUAUUUAACUGUAUGCAAAUUUCAUAUUUCAGAUAUGUACAUUUAUGUAAAUACUUCUGAAUCAUUACCAUAAGUUAACUAAGUCAAGUAACUUAGUUAAAGACUUCUGCUCCGGGCUGUGCGCAGAGCUCCGCAAUGUUUGUUUUGUUUCAACACUGUAGACUUGAGAUCUGAAACCCUGUGUUGAAAGAGUCACUCUUUUAUUAUUUUAUUUGAUGGCUUCAUGGGAAAUGUAGGAUCUUGCAAUUCUGGAGGUUGACUCAUGCAAGGAAACCUCCGCUUUAGUUGUUGUGUCCUUGGUUUCCUUUGGUUACCAUUGGUCAAAGACCAAAUCUAGUCGGAUAUUUUCGCAGAUUUUUAUUUUAUUAUUUUUUUUAAUUUUAACUCAUGUUUUGAAUUGAAGUCAUCCUUAGACAAAAACACACCACUGUCACCUUGUUACGUGGGGUUUGAUCAAACCCUUACUCUGGUUUGUAGUGUGUUAAUAUAUAAUUAAUAUUACUGUCAGCUCACUGCUGUGUGCAGAAGUUCUAAAUUAAAGAUUUAUUUAUGAA
Messenger RNA from Mugil cephalus (flathead mullet), 3820 nucleotides. It is a transcript of the gene fig4a, whose product is annotated as FIG4 phosphoinositide 5-phosphatase a. Lineage: Eukaryota; Metazoa; Chordata; Actinopteri; Mugiliformes; Mugilidae. Gene Ontology annotation, cellular component: intracellular membrane-bounded organelle. The record is from RefSeq and is a predicted model, not a curated record. The transcript is spliced from 24 exons. Gene Ontology annotation, molecular function: phosphatidylinositol-3,5-bisphosphate 5-phosphatase activity. Bases 271 to 3003 code for a protein of 910 amino acids. Gene Ontology annotation, biological process: phosphatidylinositol dephosphorylation.